AUGGGCUCCAUUGAAUCAGAGGAAAUGAAGUCCCGCAACUAUAUGAAAUGGGAUGCUUCAGGGUUUGAAGUUAUCCCUCCCAAUGAACAAGAAGAUAUACAAGCUAUUGCGGACCAGAUUAAUGCCAUUCAACAAGCUCAAUUUAAUACUCAUCGUCAUUGCUUUGGAGGUACUACUUCUCAACCCUGGGUCAAAAUAGAAAUACUAACAUCAUCAAAGGGAACACAUGCAAGAGCUCAAAGACUGGUCAAGGGUGAAAUGGUUGUUGGAGGUUUACCUCCACAUCUUGCGCAAAGCAUGUUCUCUCGUCCAAAGACAUAUCCAAUUGUCAUGAGAUAUGGUACCGAACCUGGUGAUCCAGCUCUCGACGAUCGUAUUCCGCAACCUCGAGGUCUAGGAAUGAAGGUUUUCAAUGUUCAUGGUGAAAGAUUUGACGGGAAAGAGUUGAGCACACAGGAUAUCGAAUUCAAUAGUACUCCUGCAUUAGAUCUUGCAGAUGCAAAGACGACAAAAGAAAUUAUUGAUCUUAGAAUUAAGUACGGAGGAGACAAGGCUGAGUUAUACAGGCAUUUAGAAGUUCGCAAAGAUACGGCAUUACAAAAAGCUCGUGAUGAAGUCAGGAAUACUCACCUCGAGUCAACACGACAGUAUUCGCAAACUGCUUAUAGAUUCGGUGACUAUGUUGUCAGAUACUGCCUAGUUCCAUCUUCGGAAACGCAAAAGAAGCUCUAUGAAGAGACGGUCAAACCAGACGCUCAUCCAGAUAAUAUUCUCAGUGAAUGGCUCAAAGAAUUUCACACAAAUCACGACGCAGGAUAUCUCUUCCGAGUCCAGCUCCUUGAGAAUCUCGAAGACCAACCUAUAGAAUAUGCCGGUAAGGUCUAG
Botrytis porri is the source of this 885-nucleotide messenger RNA. RefSeq lists its product as uncharacterized. Gene Ontology annotation, molecular function: heme binding. The coding region runs from base 1 to 885 and encodes 294 amino acids. NCBI's taxonomy places the organism in Eukaryota, Fungi, Ascomycota, Leotiomycetes, Helotiales, Sclerotiniaceae. The record is from RefSeq and is a predicted model, not a curated record. The transcript is spliced from 2 exons.